UCGCCACUGCCCGCCUACUAGUUGUUGCAAGACCUCCUCUAAAAUCUAAUUGGAUUUCACAAACUAGGGUCUGUCCAGCUGUUUCUUGUUUUCCCGUUUCACUAUUCGACUGUAAAUGUUGUCAAUCAACUGUACUUUGACAUGAAACUCCACCUUCAGACAUCUAACAAAGUACUAUUGGCUACUGUAUCCAAUGGUCGACGCCGAUUGGCUGAGGCCCUGGAAGAGCAGGACUGAGCCCGAGAUAAAGAAAAAAAAGAAAAACCGAGGCCAACCCAGAAGAGAACGUACCAGAGAGGAGAGAGAGAGAAAGAGUGAAGAAAUAAGAAGGCGGGAUGAGCAACAGAGAGGCAGGACCAGAGGGAAGAUAGAAGAAGCAGGGAGGAGCCUGAUCAGCCAACAGCAGAAACAACAGACGAAGGGACAGACAGCGGAGAGCCAUGAAGCCAUUAAAGAAGGGGGGCAGACCCUCGCCCCCAUCCACCCGUGCCAAGGCAGGGAAGAGACGGGGCCAGUCGGACAGCAGUCCGGAGCAGGACCAGUCCAAAGCCUCGCCUCCCUCCCCGAAAAGACACACGCCUCCCUCGUCCCACUCGGAGUCCUCCCGCGAGGAGACCCCUCGAACCACGGCGACCCCGGACCGUGAUGAGAGCCUCUCUCGCGAGGGGGAUUGUGGGAAGGCUGGGGCAGCGGAGGAGCGCCCGAGCAGCUGCAGGUCGUCAGACAGCAACAGCAGCGUGGCCAGCUCCAACAGCAGCCCCAACCCCUCGGCCAGCCGCAAGACGGCCACCUUCAAAGCCCGCGUGCCCAAGAAGAAGUACACCUCCGAGCACUGCUCCUCAUCCUCCGGUGUUUCCACAACUGGCGCCGGAAACCAUGGCAACCCCAGCACGCCUCCGCUCAGUAGCAGCAGCAGCGGCAGUGGUGCACACAAUAACAGCGUCACUGCUCAGCAUCAGGUCAGCACUGCCAGCAGCCAGCAGACCCCAGCCAGCACACAGACCCCCAGCCAGCCUGCAGCCAGCAUGGACCCCCACAGCCACAGCCAGAGCGGGGCGGCCACAGCCGGUGCCGGCCAGUACGGGGACAGAGAAGCAGCGGAGAGGCCUCUGGUUCCCAGCCCCCCACGCUGCUCUUCCACAGACACUGCCAGUGAGCACUCAGCCGAUCUGGAGGUGACAGCAACCGCUGCCUUGAGUACACCGACACCCUCAGACCCCCAGCCCAGUGUGGAGCGCCCCCACCAGCACCCCCAAGCGCCACCCUCACACUGUAACUCCAAUUCCUUACAGGACAGCCUGACUGGAGGUCUGGAAGAUGCCCUAGCAAAAGGGCUGAAGAACCAGCGCGUGCUGGCACGGCAGGGUUCCGGCAUGUUCCUAGCCGGUGUGGUACGGCACGUGAGCGGGGAGCAGGGGAGCGUGGAAGUCCAGCUCAACGGGGAAAAGGGCUUAAGUUUCUAUCCCUACCAGCCGACCGAAGGAGCAGUAGACCUUGUGCUAGACUCCCCACCUCCAGGCGCAGCACAGGUCGCCAUUGGGACCCAUGUGUGCGUGCCAUUUGGAGGGGGCCACGAGGGCAGCGAAGGGGCCCAACAGCUCUACCGGGAGGGGCUGGUGACGCAGGUGGAUUCCCACCCCGCCGUGUCAUUCCCCUACCGCGUGCUGCUGAGGGAUGAGCCAGGAGCCGCUGCCGUACAUGACAGGGGGGCUCAGGAGGAGGGCGGCGGAGCCUCCCCCAGUCCUGUGCAGGCUGUGUGGGUGUCCCGGCAGAGCCUGCGUCUCCUGGUGCCACCGUGGGAUCUGGAUCCGGGCAGCCGUGCCUGGGAGGACCGCGAGGACAUGGAAGUGGAGCGCGAACUCUCAAAGUUCAUCGCAGGGCCGUUCCACGGGAGGACGUUGCUGCCUCAUCCAGCAUCUGCACCCCCAUCUUCAUCCUCGUACUCCUCCUCUUCCUCGACCAUUGCUGCAGCUGGGGGUGUGAUGAUGACGUCGGUGCUUAACAUGGCAGGUGGCCGAGACUGGGAACGAGAGAGGGAGCAAGAGAUUGAGAGAGAGAUGGAGCGACAGAGGGAACGAGAGCGAGAGAGGGAAAGAGAGAGGGAAAGGGAACGAGAGAGGGAACGAGAGAGGGAAAGGGAGAGAGAAAGGGAAAGAGAGCGGGAGAUGGAGAGGCUCCAGCAACAGCACCACCAACAGCAGCAGACUCCUGAGGAGGACAUGGAAGUGACGAUAUUCAACACAACACCGAUGAGAGAUGGGGGAAUUGGGAUCGCACCCGGAGGCAAGCCCCUGGGUGUGUCCCAACCCCGACACAUCCUCUCUAAGCCACCGUACCUGUCAGUGGUGCGCAACAUCGGACCCCCCCUGGCCCACCUGGCUCUCAACCCACACGCACCCCCAUCUUCUGUGCUGUUGGGUCUAGAUGGAGCCACCCCCGUGAUGCCCUCGACACCUCAGCUGCCCCCACUUCCGCCCUCCUCGCGGGGAGUCCUGGACAAGCCUCCUUCCUCAAACUCCCACGCCUCCUCAGGGGGGUCUGGCUCCGGCGGGGGCUCGGGUUCGGGGUCUCGGUCCCGGACCCCUCUGACAGCGGCACAACAGAAGUACAAGAAGGGCGAUGUGGUGUGCACCCCGACCGGGAUCCGUAAGAAGUUCAACGGCAAGCAGUGGCGUCGGCUGUGCUCGCGCGAGGGAUGCUCAAAGGAGUCACAGCGCAGAGGUUACUGCUCCAGGCACCUGUCCAUGCGCACCAAGGAGAUGGAGGCCGGAGGGGGGGGACCUGGGCUGGGCCGUGACCGCAGUGGAGCCAGCAGCACAGGUACGCUCACCCCCUCUGACCUCAGACUGGGGAGUGGGCGCACCAGCAGCGAGUUUGACUGGGAUGACACGUCUCGCGACAGCAGCGAGGCCAGCAGCCGGGGGGGCGACUCGCGUCCUCGCCUUGUGCUUCCCUCGCUCCUGCCCCACGACCUCUCCCGCGACCUCUCGCGUUUCGACUUCGAUGAGUGCGAGGCGGCCAACAUGCUGGUGUCGCUCGGAAGCUCCCGCUCGGGCACACCCUCGUUCUCGCCCGUGUCCAACCAGUCGCCCUUUUCACCAGCCCCUUCCCCAUCCCCCUCGCCCCUCUUUGGCUUCCGACCGGCCAACUUCAGCCCAAUCACAGCACCCCCUUCUCUCAACCCACGCCGGCCUCGCCACCUGAGUGGCACCAAGCUGGGCACGCCAGGAUCGGAUAGAGAGCGGCACCUGUCGGGCGUGGUGUCUACCUACCAGACCAACCUCACUUUCACCGUGCCCAUGAGUCCGAGCAAGCGCAAGCCCGAUGCACAGCCCCCGUCUCUGCCCAUGGCCCCUUCUGCCCCGCAUGACUACGGCAAGCCAGAGGUCCAGCAGGCCCAGCUGGUGGUGGGUGACCCAGCACUGGGGCUGAAUGCAGCUGGUUUCAGAGUCUUAUCCCCCCAAAGCCAGCCUCCCACCCCGUCAUUCUCCCGGCCCCGCAGCGCUGCCAGCCGCCCCUCGUCCUCUGCCGCUUCCACCCCUCCACCCAUGCUGGUGUCCCCCACGCCGCCUUCCCCCUUGCCCCAGGAGCCUAGCCCUCGCCGGGGCCUGCCGCUCCGCGACUCCCCUGUCAUCGUGCGCAACCCGGAUGUCCCACUUGCAAAGUUCAGCGAGGGACCCCUGGGCAGCCGGAGAGGCAGUGGAGGAACCGUGGCAGGUGGUGGAGCGGGUGUGGGAGGUGGAGGCGGAGGUCGCCCACGAGACAAUGGAGGCCAGCCCCUGCACCUCAGUGGCACCUUGCAGGCCCCCGUGCCCAUCAACGGCGCCAGCGCCACCAAUGGAGCCGUGCUCCUGCGUAACCCCGGCUCCACCCUUGUGCUCGUUACCUCCGCCCAGUCGCUGACGACCGCUUCCACCACCCGCUCCGCCCACACAGGCUUGGUAGGGGUCUCUUCCUCCAGUGGCAUCGGUGGAGCCGGUCCGACCAUCGCCAGCGGGGGCACAGGAGAGGGGAGAGAGAGAGAGAGGAACCCCGGGGAACACGGAGACACCCACGGAGGGGUGCUGCCUCAGCCGGUGGCCUGCCACCCAACUCCCACUGCCCUGCUGCCGCUCAUCGUGCCCGCAGAAUCCCCCCACCCCGCCCCACGCAAGGACAUCAUCAUGGGACGUCCAGGAACAGUUUGGACCAAUGUGGAGCCUCGCUCAGUCCCAGUCUUUCCUUGGCAUUCAUUGGUCCCCUUUCUGGAGCCCAGCCAGUCAAACUCUUCUGGAGCCCAGCCUACGGAUGGCCAGCCUCUUGUGAAUCAGAGCAAAGAGCCUCGCUGUGGAGUAGCUCUUGUGAGUGACAACCGCAGCGGUCAAUCAAGCACAGAGAGAGGCUCACCAUCCCGCCCUCCCCCUUCUGCUGAGGACCCUCCCCCAGAGCGCGAAGCUGGCGACAGUGAAACAGAAAGUGAUGCAGAUGACUUGUUUUUACCAGCAGUGUCCCAGGACCCAGCCCCCUCCACAGGCCAAGCGAAGAGGCGCACACAGUCCCUCAGUGCCCUCCCCAAAGAUGGAGACAAGAAGAGGGAGAAAGACCACAUCCGACGGCCCAUGAAUGCCUUCAUGAUCUUCAGCAAGCGUCAUCGGGCACUGGUGCACCAGAGGCACCCCAACCAGGACAACCGCACGGUCAGCAAGAUCCUGGGGGAGUGGUGGUAUGCACUAGGGCCCAAGGAGAAGCAGAAGUACCAUGACCUCGCCUUCCAGGUGAAAGAAGCCCACUUCAGAGCACACCCAGACUGGAAGUGGUGUAAUAAAGACCGCAGGAAGUCUCUCUCCGAGGGCCGUGGGACCCCAGGGGCCAAAGAGCUGCGGGAGCGCAGCGCCUCCGAGAGCGCAGAGGCCCAGUCUCAGGGAGUGGACCAGAAGGUAGUGGGGUCGAGCUGGACCCCCGGAGCAGAGCGUCGCUCGGGCCCCCUGGGAGUACAACACCCUCGGCCCCGCGCUUUCUCCCAGAGUGCCGUGCACAGCCUGGAGAGGAGGGAGCGAGAGAGAGACAUGGAGAAAAUGUGUCAGGAAGGAGGGAGUGGGUCCCGCCCGCGGCCGUCCGGCUCGUCUAGGCUGCAGCGGGGGAUCAGUGAGGACGUGACCAGCGACGAGGAGCGCAUGGUCAUCUGCGAGGAGGGCGACGAUGACGUCAUAGAUGACUCUUUUACCGAGGGCUCUAUAGACCUGAAGUGCAAGGAGCGGGUGACAGACAGUGAUGAGGAGAACGCGUCCGCAGAUGAGGCCGACGGCAAGCGAGCCUUCCAGCCUGUUGUCCGUCCCUCGCAUUCCUUCUCUCCCGGCAGAGACCCAUCAAAAGGUGUGGGGGCCCGUGGAAGAGACGACAGCUCACUGGAGAGGAUGACCAACAUGGCAGGUGGACUGGACAGCGGGAGACUCAAGGAUGUGAAAGAAGAAGCUGAAGGAUUGUCACCACUUCCCACUCACUCCCUCUCAUCCUCCACGACCACUCACCACCCCGGGAAUGGUGUGACCCAGGUGGUGGGCCAGGUGCGAAUGGCCCACACCAUGGUGACCAGCGUGAUGCGACCCGUGGUCAGCACCCCCGUGCCCAUCGCCAGCAAGCCUGGCGACAACGGCCUGCACGUGGACAAGAAGACCAAGCUACUGAUCGGAGCAGGAGGAGCAGCAGCAGCAGCAGGAGGAGGUGCCAUAGCAGUAGGGGGUGGGUACUUCCCCUCGUCCUCUCCCAAACCGGUGGAGGGGCAGGGGGGGCUGGUCACCAGCCUGGUGCUGGGAGGGGCCUUCCCCAACCAGCCCACCGUUCAGCUCCUCACCCCGCCCCAGUCCCUCCCCUGCUCUGCCGCUAGCCCCACCCACGCUAACGGUGCCCUCCCCCUGUCCCUGCUGCAGCCCCAAUUCCUCCCCACCUCCGCGCUCACAUCCCCCGCUGGGGGCAAGCCUGUCACUCAGGUGCAUUACAUCCUGCCCACCCUGCCCGCCAACCCCAAGAGCCCCUCCCCGCAGCAGCCAACCAGUGUCCUCACUUUGCCCACAGCCUCGCCCACCCACAUGUCCUUGGCCAAUGGUGUGCAUUCGGGGGCAGGACCAGGGAUAAGAUAUGCCUCAGUUCCUGCAAUGGGCGGAUUCAGCCCAGGAGGAGGAGUUCAAGCACAGACCCCCAUCUUGCAGAGCAAGAUGCUGGUUCCCAUGGCGACCAUGAGAACAGGCUCCACGCCUCCGCAGCCCAUCUCUCUGGUAGCCCCCCCACUUCCUGUUCAAAAUGGUGCUCAACCAGGAAGUAAGAUCAUUCAGAUUGCUCCGAUGCCUGUGGUCCAGACCAAUGUUCAUCCCUCAGCAGCAGUGCACCCUGGGAAUUCCUUCCCCGUUUCCAUGGGAACAGCGACUGUUAUGGCUCCGGGCUCGGCUCCCUCACAGACUGUUCUGCUUACUCCUCCACCCACAAGGAUCACUUAUGUGCAGUCAACCCCGGGCGUGGCUGCCCCUAUGCCACUGGUCUCCACAGCAACGGUCUGCCCCCCUCAGCAGGCUCCACCUCUCUCUGGUACAGCGUUCCUGCAAUCACCCCUGGCAACUCUGGGUUUCACUGCCAUAGCACCUGCUGGUCAGGCCCUGGUCCAGCCAAUUGCAGCAGGUCAGCCCCCCCUCUUGGCCCCAGCUCCUCCCCCCAGCUGUCCAUCACAGCCCGCCGCAGCCAAUGGAACUCCCCGCCAAGUUCUCACAGCCAUCUACCCUGCCCCCAGCGUCACCCUAGCAACAGGGGUGAUGUCUUUGGCAACUGUACCCCCAAACAUGACCCUUCCCCCCCCUUCCUCCAACCCAGACUCUCCCUCCUCCACCCUGCACAUAGGGACAGCCACACCUGUGACAGCGCAGCUGGCAGAGCACAUGCAGGCGCAGCCUCAUGCAGACAGACAGGUGGGCAUGUCUCCCGUCGCCGAGGAGACGGAGAGGCAGAGCGCAGCGGAGAAGCACACGGACGCAGAAGCACAGGCGGAAACCCCGGGCCAUACUGCAGCAACAGCACAAGCAGGCGGCCCAGCCCUGCACCCCACACCCACUGGUCGCCAUGGUAGCACGCAGGUCAAGGCUCAGGAUGCAGCCAAUCAGAGUGAGACAGAUAGAGAGAGGAAGAUGGAGGAGGGUGGUGCCUCAUGGCGAGACCAAGCGGCUGAAGGACAGGGGUCCGAUAGGGCCUCCAAGGGCCACAGCACUGACGGGAGUGGGAAGGAGGAACACAGCAAAGAGGUGAGACGUAAGGAAUCCAACUCCCCCCCGCCUCCUUCCUCAGGACUGGAGCCCCCUCCUCCCCCUCCUCAGAAUGACAGAGACAACCCUACCGUCAAGAAGGCCAAGUCCCGCCCCCCGCCCCUCAAGAGGACCUUUGAGCCUGUCGACAGGGUGAUGUCAGGGUCAUACUUCGAGGAGUGUCUGGCCGAGCUGCCGGAGUUUCGACCUGAGGAGGUGCUGCCCUCCCCCACCCUGCAGAGCCUGGCCACCUCCCCCCGAGCCAUCCUGGGGAGCUACCGCAAGAAGAGGAGGAACUCCACUGAUUUAGACUCUGCAGAUGACCCCAGCUCUCCUAGGAGGAAGAGUCGCCGGCUGUCCAGCUGUAGCUCCGAGCCCAACACACCCAAAAGCGCUGCCAAGUGUGAGGGGGAGAUCUUCACCUUUGAUAGAGCAGGAGAGUCGGAGGACACGUUGGGGGAGUUGGGGGAGCGCACUUCGUACUCCUCACUGCGCCGCACUCUGGACCAGCGUCGGGCCCUCGUCAUGACGCUCUUCCAUGACUACGGCUUCUUCCCCUCAACCCAGGCCACGGCUGCCUUUCAGGCCAGCCACUCGGACAUCUUCCCCACCAAGGUGUGCCUGCAGCUGAAGAUCCGUGAGGUGCGACAGAAGAUCAUGCAGACGGCCACGCCCGGGGCCUCCGAGGGCCUGGGGUCAGUGGGGGUGAUGGGCGUGACGGGCUCAGACUCCGCCUCCACCCCUGGCCCGUCCAGCGUCCCACUGCGAGAGGAGAGUGGGGCGGAGCCCGACGAAAGGGGGAGUGGUCACGAGGAGACCAACUGCACGGGCGAAUCGCAGGAUUCCACCAGAUGAAGAAGAGCGACUCACAUUGACAGACAAACAGCAAAGAUGGGCGACUCACAGAGGGAGGAAUAUUACUUACUCUUAUUUACAUACAACAACACUUUUUUGUGGCUAAUUUUUUGGUUUUAUUUUUUAUCCUUUGUGGGACACACAGGAAAUAUGUGGCACACUGUCUCUUUAUUACGCAUUCACAUCCACAGCCACUCACAUUCACACACAGGCAUGCAUUCACUCACACACCCAUACACACCCAGACAUUGGCACACACAAUCACACACACAAAUACUCACUCACCAAACAUUACCCUCGCAAACUCACAAACUUUUAUGCAAGGACACAACGCAAAACAAAGAAUAAAAUCUAUAUCUAUAAGUCGCCGUCACUCAACGGACACACACACGACAGGCACAAACGAACUUUUUGUAAAGAGCAUGACCUGGCACACACUCACUUUGUACAGCGAGGAGAGGACUGAGCAUCUGAGCACCACGCAGACCGAUGGCCACAAAGACCCCCGUCGACUCACCACUUUUCAAACCCCCCAGCCCCCCGACCCCCUUCACACAUCCAGCAUCAGUGGCUCAGUGUCCAGCCACCCAACCUCAGCUCCAGUGCCCUACAAUGCUGCGCCUCUGGCAGCCCCUAGACUGACCUCUGCUCAUCUAACCAAGCCAUCGGCUCUUGCUCUCCUCAUUGGCCUGAUUGUUGUACUGAAUGGAUAAGAAUGUCUCUUCCUUUUUCUUAUUUCUCCUAUUUUUUUUUUUUUUUGGUUUCCACUUUUGGUUUUACUGUUGAAAUGGACAGAACUGGGCCAUGGUGGCUGCUUCCAGUGGACCCAGACCCAGUCGCAUAGCAGCGGUGCUGGUUCCAGUGGGACCGAAAACACUUUGGUUCCCAUGUCUGAGAAGAAAGGGAGGCAGCAGCAGCUCGUCUCAGGUAGCAACAGCAGCAGGAAGUGAUGCAGUAGAUCACGGCUGGCGUGUGCAUUUGCUUCUUCCUGUGGUGUUCAAAAUGGCUGUUCAUUUACUAGUUUUUUUUUUCUCUAUCCCUUGAUUUAUUUUUUUCAAUUCAAAGUGAACCAAACAAAGGUUUGGUAACUCAAGACUUACUGACCUGCAACUGACCAAGCGGCCGGGCAAAGGCGAAGGAGGGGAAGACAAGGCUGUGGUGACUGCCAAAAAACAUACACACUCACACACACACAUACAACAUAUACUAAGAGCGAGUGAUAUAAUGGCACUCACAACAUGACAGCAGAGGAACGUAUGUAUAUCUUCAAAAAAGAGGGAAGAAUAGACAAAAAAAACGAAUGACUAACUCACCAAGCUUGCCCCCCACCCCCUCUGAGUCUGUCUGUAGUAUGUGCUUUGUUGUCAGCACUUGUGUCGUUCUGGUGAACCCGGUUAACCUGUGACAACAGUCCGCGUUUUUUCCUGGAUGGCUGUGGUAGGCCUAUCUUUUUAGCACGGACUAACAUAAACAUACAAACACACCACCUGUUUGGUCUAAGCAGACUUGUGCUCUACUCCUCGCUCUUAAAAAAAAACUCCUUUCGAGCCUCCAUGUUAGGCUAUCUUUCCCACCCCCUGCCUCUCUUAUCCUGUAGUGUACGCUAUGGAUGGGGGUGCUAGUUUCUUUAAAAAAAAAAAAAAAAAUGUUUCAGUCAGGUGUUUGCACAAUAAGUGGUCCAGUGGCCACGUUUGUAAUCAGGAAAGUAUUGUUUUUGAUAGAUAUUUAAAUUUGACUACAUCUUAGUUCCGUUCCCCCCCCCUGCCCCAUCCGACCAUACCCCAAAUCUACCUGUUUUUGCUCUUCUCUUUCCUUGCUAAAACUCCUUUUCCUGCUCUUAUGUUUUGUUUUUAAAUUCCCCUUUUCUACCCCAACUCUCACCCCAAAAGCCUGGCUUCAGGGUCAGGUGAGGUUUUGUAGCUCAGGAUGGAUAAAAUUAGGAUAACCCCAGGGAAUUCUGACUCUAGAACAGUGCUAUGGGGCGUAUUCUCAGGAUCUAACCCCUUCACCCUUUCCUCCCCAGUCCCUUUCUCUGCCACUUUAUCUCAAUGGUGCAAUAGGACAGUAGAAGUGAAUAUGGUUGAUACGAUUGACAGGAUUGUGCCAUAGAUACUCACUGUACAGUCUGAAGAGCUGUCGUUAAAAAAGAAAUGUAUACAAAUGACAGAAAAAAAUGAUGUAUAAUAACAUCUAUAAUUUGAGUUCUGAGAAAGUAAGUAAUCCAACAGAACAAACUAAAAAUCCAAACUAUUAAUAUAGCACUUUCUUUUUUCGUCUUGUUCAGCUGAGGGAUCAUAACUAUGUCUCUCAGUAUUCACUUGAAUGUGUGAAAAAUAUAUAUAUAUAUUUCUAUAUGUGUAUAAUAUAGAGGUGCGUGUGUGUGUGUGUGUGUAAACGUUUCUACAAGUACUCAAGCAAACUUGAUUUUCCCUCACUCAAAAGCUGUCACUUCUUACUUGCCUAAUUCAAUGGCACAACUCUUUAGGACUGUUACUGUAUGUUUGUGUAAAACUGACAGGUAUGUGAGAAAGCAUGAGCAAGACAGAGAGAGAUGACAAGAUAGAAGAGAGAGAGAGAGGGAGAAAGAGAGAGAGAGCGAGAGUCAUACAGAUGAUUAGACAGAAAUUUAAAGAAUCUUGGCACUUACUAUGUCUGCAAACAUGCGCUUGCACACACACACAUGCAUACUGACACCUAUGUGUGUACACCUUACGAUUGUGUAUCCAAUAAAUGGUCCUUACUUUGGAGAAGGAAUUUUAGAAUGAGAAAGAGUGUUAGCCCAUAAACAGGCAUGUUGACCAUGUGCAAUAUUUCUAAACAAAAUGAAUAUUGAAAAUAUUAAAGACCUAACCCAACCAAA
Messenger RNA from Clupea harengus (Atlantic herring), 10977 nucleotides. RefSeq names its product capicua transcriptional repressor a (gene cica). Gene Ontology annotation, biological process: regulation of transcription by RNA polymerase II. Lineage: Eukaryota; Metazoa; Chordata; Actinopteri; Clupeiformes; Clupeidae. The record is from RefSeq and is a predicted model, not a curated record. Gene Ontology annotation, molecular function: RNA polymerase II transcription regulatory region sequence-specific DNA binding; DNA-binding transcription factor activity, RNA polymerase II-specific. Gene Ontology annotation, cellular component: nucleus.